Arachis stenosperma is the source of this 2563-nucleotide messenger RNA. RefSeq names its product sucrose transport protein SUC4. Gene Ontology annotation, cellular component: vacuole; plasma membrane. NCBI's taxonomy places the organism in Eukaryota, Viridiplantae, Streptophyta, Magnoliopsida, Fabales, Fabaceae. Gene Ontology annotation, biological process: sucrose transport. The transcript is spliced from 6 exons. Gene Ontology annotation, molecular function: sucrose:proton symporter activity. Bases 398 to 1936 code for a protein of 512 amino acids. The record is from RefSeq and is a predicted model, not a curated record.
UGUGUAAGCCACGUUUUAAGUCAUGUCUAAUCAUCUAGUCCAGUAUAGCUGUAUGGAAUUACCAAAGACGAAGAGAUCACACUACUCACGUUGCCAUAGAUACGAGGGCAGUUUCGUAAAUAAAUCCGGAACCUGGUCAAUUCACUUUCCUACUCAACGGAAUCACACUCUCCUCGCCACCACCACCUUUGCAUCUUCUCCCAAACGGCCAGAAAAACAGCCACACAGCCACACACACUUUCUCUGCCUCUCGAUUCUCGCUGCCCCCGCCUAUUUAGUUUUUAGUUUUUCGAGACAAAAACGGUUUCAGACACAACAGACUGUAACAAACUAGAGGGAGAGAAUCUAGAGAGAGAAGGGAGCACCGGGAAUCGUGCUUACUGCUUACAUCACAGUGAUGCCGAAUCCCGAGGCUCACCGUCACAACCAAAACCGCUCCAGCAAGUCACGCCCCUCCACGUCAUCGGAAAGGCCCGUGGCGCCGCGCCCGCCGGCUCGGCCGAGAGUCCGGCUCCGGCAGCUGCUGCGUGUAGCUUCUGUGGCUAGCGGAAUCCAGUUCGGAUGGGCGCUUCAGCUCUCUCUCCUCACUCCCUAUGUUCAGCAGCUCGGGAUCCCUCACCAGUGGGCCAGCAUCAUCUGGCUCUGCGGUCCCGUCUCCGGCCUCUUCGUUCAGCCACUCGUCGGACACCUCAGCGACCGCUGCACCAGCCGCUUUGGUCGCCGGCGUCCUUUCAUCCUCGCCGGUGCCGCCGCGAUCAUCGUUGCUGUCAUCAUAAUUGGAUACGCUGCUGACAUCGGCUGGCUCCUCGGCGACACCGAUACUUUCCGGCCGGCGGCGAUAACCGUCUUCGUGAUUGGGUUCUGGAUCCUCGACGUAGCGAAUAACGUGACUCAGGGUCCUUGUAGAGCUCUCCUGGCUGAUCUCACUACCAAUGAUCCUCGAAGAACGCGCGUUGCAAAUGCUUAUUUUUCUCUUUUUAUGGCUGUUGGUAACAUUCUUGGCUAUGCAACUGGAUCGUACAGUGGUUGGUACAAGAUUUUUGCUUUCACACUUUCACCUGCAUGCACUAUUAGUUGUGCAAAUCUCAAGUCCGCUUUCUUUCUUGAUAUUAUUUUCAUUGCGAUCACCACAUAUCUCAGCCUCAUGGCAGCUAAAGAAGUGCCUAUAAGUUCAAGUGCGGCAGCCCAUGCUGAGGGAGGAGCAGCGGGUUCAGGUAGUACAGAAGAGGCUUUCAUGUGGGAGCUAUUUGGGACAUUCAAAUAUUUUACGACUCCUGUAUGGAUUAUCCUGUCUGUUACUGCUCUAACAUGGAUCGGAUGGUUCCCUUUUAUUCUAUUUGACACUGAUUGGAUGGGUCGAGAGAUUUAUGGUGGUGAUCCAAAUGGAGGCCCUAAUUAUGAUGCUGGGGUCAGAAUGGGAGCACUUGGGUUAAUGCUUAAUUCAGUUGUUCUUGGAAUAACAUCGUUACUCAUGGAGAGGUUAUGCAGGAAGCGCGGUGCUGGGUUUGUUUGGGGUGUCUCAAAUAUUAUAAUGGCCAUCUGCUUUCUUGCAAUGCUUGUAGUAACAUAUGUUGCAAGCAACGCUAGCUAUUUAGGCAAAGAUGCACCACCAACUGGCAUCGUGAUAGCUGCAGUGAUACUCUUCACCAUUCUUGGGUUUCCAUUAUCAAUCACUUACAGUGUUCCAUAUGCCUUAGUUUCCACACAUAUUGAGUCAUUGGGACUUGGCCAAGGGUUAUCAAUGGGUGUCCUAAAUCUGGCAAUAGUGAUCCCACAGAUAGUGGUGUCAUUGGGAAGUGGACCAUGGGAUCAGCUGUUUGGUGGAGGAAAUGCCCCGGCCUUUGCCGUGGCAGCUCUUGCAGCCCUUGUCAGUGGACUCAUAGCUAUCCUGGCUAUUCCCCGAUCUGGUGGUCAAAAGCCCCGAACUCGUGUAUGAGUGAGAAUGAUUGGCUAUGUAAACCAUGAGGGACACAUCUGAAGCUCUAGGAAAAGGUGAAUACUCUUUGAUGUCUUAAGGAACAGUGUGAAACAAGCAAUUCAUAUGCCAUUACUUUCCCAAACAUGCUUCAAUCUCAAAAAUGUAAUCACAAAAGUUGUUAGCAGCAAAUACUGGUUGACACUAUGUCCAAUCAGUGGAGAUUUUUCGCCAGUGUAAAUGAGUCCCGUCUAUAUAAGAUUUUUCUUUUAAGGCUAAAUGCCAUGGGAAAGUAGUUUGGGGAUUCUUCCAUAGGUUCCAAAAGUUAAUCUUGGGCAGCAUCCUUCCUUAUCACCCAAGAUGAGUUGCUGUUUGGGAAUUAUUCCAAAUUACAAAUUCUUUUCUAUUUUGAGGCAAUGCUGAUCGUGCAUUAGUGCUUCAAUAAUGUUGUAUUGAGAAUCAUAUACAAUUGUGAUUUAUUUGUGCUUGGAUGAAUGAAUGUGUUUAGUGGCCAACAGUGAAUAUUGUGAAGUGUGCCGAUGGAAACCUUGAUGGCGACCAGGGGUAAAAUGCUUCCUUUUUUGGUAUUGUAUUUUAUUAUUUUUUUUCUUUGCAGAAAAUAUUGUUGAAUAAUAGUUGAUUUUUAAA